GACGCUGUCCUUACUGAGGCGUCGGCAUCAAAGAGGAAGCGCGAGCUGCCAUGACGAUAGUGAUUGGCUUCGAAGGAAGUGCCAAUAAGAUCGGCAUUGGCAUCAUAAGGGACGGCGAAGUGCUUUCCAACCCGAGACGAACCUACAUUACACCUCCCGGUCAAGGGUUCAUGCCGAGCGAUACAGCCAGACACCACCGUGCAGUUGUACUGACUGUCCUGAAGGAGGCGCUGGAGCAAGCGGGGCUGAAGCCCGCAGACAUCGACUGUGUGGCGUACACGAAAGGUCCUGGUAUGGGGGCUCCCUUAGUAACCGUAGCUCUAGUGGCUCGCACGGUGGCGCAGCUCUGGGGGAAGCCGCUCCUUGGAGUCAACCAUUGUAUCGGACACAUUGAGAUGGGCCGACUCAUCACCAAAGCCAACAACCCCACUGUGCUGUAUGUUAGCGGGGGCAACACUCAGGUUAUUGCCUACUCGGAGCGACGGUACCGAAUAUUUGGGGAGACUAUUGACAUAGCAGUUGGCAACUGUUUGGACAGGUUUGCUCGCGUUAUUAAGAUUUCUAACGACCCAAGUCCAGGUUACAACAUCGAGCAGAUGGCCAAAAAAGGGACUCGGUACGUGGAGCUGCCGUAUACGGUCAAAGGAAUGGACGUCUCGUUUUCUGGAAUUUUGUCCUAUAUUGAGGAAGCUGCUAACAAAAUGCUGAGCUCUGGUCAGUGCACAGCAGAAGAUCUGUGUUUCUCACUUCAGGAGACUGUGUUCGCGAUGCUCGUGGAGAUCACGGAGCGGGCCAUGGCUCACUGUGGCUCCCAGGAGGUCCUUAUUGUUGGGGGCGUUGGCUGUAACCUCCGUCUGCAGGACAUGAUGGGGAUCAUGUGUACAGAGAGAGGAGCCAAGCUGUUUGCCACAGAUGAACGGUUCUGCAUAGACAACGGAGCCAUGAUUGCUCAAGCUGGCUGGGAGAUGUUCCGGUCCGGUCAGGUGACAGAGCUGAAGGACUCAUGGAUCACACAAAGGUACAGAACAGACGAGGUGGAGGUGACGUGGAGAGACUGACUGCGCUCAGAAAUAAUAAAGGAUGGAAUAUCUCCGUGGAGAAAACACAACUUGGGAUUCUACUUAUGUCAGAGUGUCAGUUACGUCCGUUA
Nematolebias whitei (Rio pearlfish) is the source of this 1150-nucleotide messenger RNA. Its product is annotated as O-sialoglycoprotein endopeptidase. The transcript is spliced from 12 exons. The record is from RefSeq and is a predicted model, not a curated record. Lineage: Eukaryota; Metazoa; Chordata; Actinopteri; Cyprinodontiformes; Rivulidae. Gene Ontology annotation, cellular component: EKC/KEOPS complex; cytoplasm. Bases 51 to 1058 code for a protein of 335 amino acids. Gene Ontology annotation, biological process: tRNA threonylcarbamoyladenosine modification.